Messenger RNA from Doryrhamphus excisus (bluestripe pipefish), 5952 nucleotides. RefSeq names its product SLC2A4 regulator (gene slc2a4rg). The record is from RefSeq and is a predicted model, not a curated record. Gene Ontology annotation, molecular function: DNA-binding transcription factor activity; RNA polymerase II cis-regulatory region sequence-specific DNA binding. Gene Ontology annotation, biological process: regulation of transcription by RNA polymerase II. Lineage: Eukaryota; Metazoa; Chordata; Actinopteri; Syngnathiformes; Syngnathidae. Gene Ontology annotation, cellular component: nucleus.
GCAAAACAAUCUUUAUCCUCCGGACCGGGCGGCUUGUUGGCUAUCCCGGGUAGGCAAUUCCUAGCGGCGGCGACCGGACGCUCCAUGUAGACUAGAAGUAGACGUAAAUACACAAAUAAUACCUAUCAAACUGCGACAAUCGUGAUAAAUGUAUUUCACUCAAAAAAAUUGCACUAAGAUCUAUAGAAAGCUGGUUUUCUUUCUUUAGUCUGCACUCGCUCGGCGUUAACAUGGAUUCCAGGUAUAUGUUGGACAAGCCGGUCGUCCCUGGGGCGGACUUCGGGUGCCAAUCCGCUCGAUCGGUGCUGCGCGACAGCCGGCUGGGGAGACGCGGCGUCGUACCGGCUGCCGAAUCGACCACUGACGGGGCUCUCUUCUUCAAAUGUGUGCUCGACGGGGAGGCAGCGCCGAAGGUUAAAGCCUGUCCGAGGGCGAACGGACGGGUAUUGCCCGACGUGGAAAAAACUGGUGUGGGGGACCACAGAGACACUGGUUGCACUUCUAGCCUGAAGAGGGCCAGUCCUACGCACUGCCCAGGCACAAAUGGGAAAAUGCCAGGCAGCUUUAUACACUUGGACAUCAGGAAUCAAGAGAGGCAGGCUGGGAUGGCCCUCAGCUUCAGGCCGACACAAGGACAGAAUGUACCACAGACGGAGAGACAACCGCUCCCUUCCUCGCAUAUCCCCGUUCCCAGAAACAGGAAGCCUUCAGGUCAUGCUGAUAAGGAGGUGAUGGCCGCUGCCGUCCUGACAUCACUGUCCACGUCCCCGUUGGUGCUCUGCCCGUCCUCUGCUCCCACAGUUCCAGAGCCAGCUAACAGGGCUUGGAAAGAGGUGCUGUCAGCCAGCUACAGCAGCUCCACCAGUGGCAACUGGAGCUGGGAUGCGAGUGACCAAUCGGUGCCCUCCACGCCCUCCCCACCUCUGUCCAACGAUACCAACAAGAACUUCCUGCUCUCGUCCCAGGGCGAUGAUGCCAACGAGGAUGUCACAGAGAGUGCACACUUCAUGUUUGAGGACCCCAUACCUCGAAAGCGAAAGAACUCCAUGAAGGUGAUGUUCAAGUGCUUGUGGAAGAACUGUGAAAAGGUCCUCAGCACCUCCUCAGGAAUUCAGAGGCACGUCCGCACUGUCCACCUGGGGCGUAACAGUGACUCUGACUACAGCGACGGGGAAGAGGAUUUUUACUACUCAGAGAUUGAGGUCAACAUGGACAGUCUAACGGAGGGCUUGUCCAGCCUCACCCCCACCUCGCCCACCACCGUCGGCCCUCCACCCAUCUUCCCACUUCCUCUCUCUGACGUCCCGCACUCGGAGCACAUCAACAUGAACGGACCACAGAGCCACGCCCCGACACUGCUCAGCCAAUCAGCGCCCUCCAUGCUCUGCCAUAUCCGCACUGACCAUGCGUACCAGGCCACUGCUCCCGUGAAUAUCCCUGUGGUUCCUGAGCUGCCAGGCUCAGGCCAUGGUAAUGGAUCUGGGCCUGGAACCGGAACCGGAACCGGAACCGGGACGGGGACUGGAAAUGGCAUCAGUGUGUCAUGGCAGUCCCCUCCAGUUAUUUUCAAAGGCAUCCCGGGGCCUGUUGUGACUCCUGUGCGCACAGUGAGCAUCGGGGAAAAGCGACUGCCAGCAUCCAGCACUAAUGGCACCGUUAGCAAGAACAACGCUUUAAUAACGGCGACACCUAAAUCAGCACAAGGAAGCCGGAAACCCCGCGGGGAAGCCAAGAAAUGCCGAAAGGUGUACGGCAUGGAGAAGAAAGAGAUGUGGUGCACAGCCUGUCGCUGGAAGAAGGCAUGCCAGAGAUUCACCGACUAAGACACCUUUCCUCCGACUCCACGUGGGCAGACUUCCUGUUCUCCAUGCUUCCUCCUGCAGAGCGGCGGGAGGUUUGCCUUCAAUCUUUACUCUUUCCAAACACACACAACAAAAUGUUUUUUUUUUCUUAAGACUGAGACAUUUUCACUCACCUACUGUUCAUAACAAAACAAAAAAAAGAAAAAAGAAACAUUUGUGGGGCGGCACGGUGGUCUAGGGGUUAGCGCACAGACCUCACAGCUAGGAGACCAGGGUUCAAUCCCACCCUCGGGCAUCUCUGUGUGGAGUUUGCAUGUUCUCCCCGUGCAUGCGUGGGUUUUCUCCGGGUACUCCGGUUUCCUCCCACAUUCCAAAAACAUGCUAGGUUAAUUGGCUAAUUCCAAAUUGUCCAUAGGUAUGAAUGUGAGUGUGAAUGGUUGUUUGUCUAUAUGUGCCCUGUGAUUGGCUGGCCACCAGUCCAGGGUGGACCCCGCCUCUCUCGCCCGAAGACAGCUGGGAUAGGCUCCAGCACCCCCGCGACCCUCGUGAGGAAAAAGCGGUAGAAAAUGAACGAACGAAUGAAUGGUUAAAUUUGGAAUUCUGAGAUGAUAUUUUUUGGUUUACUACUACAAAAAAAGUAUUUUGCGAUACUCAGUCGUAAGUCAUAACAGCAGCACCGUGUAAGCUAUCAAGUAGCAAGCGAGUGUCGCCGUUGAAGAGAUUCAGCCGCCAAUGUCAGCUCCUAACGUGGUCGUCUCCUGCAGCCUUAAUGGACGGCCUGUGCAUCCUCCGCUUGCUCCUUCGGGCUUUCAUCAGCUUCAGCUUUCCACAUUUUGCAACCGUGCACGACACUUUCAAGCCAAGUGGUACAAAAAGAUUUCCCCUCUUGAACAAAAUCGCUCAAGAGAUGUACACAAUAGAUGACAUAUAUUUCCCUCUUUUACCUAGAGAUAUGCACCUUGAAUAAAUAAGUUGACUUUUAAGAGUAUCACUGUAACCGCUUGUAUGUUUCAUAUAGAGUUUAUUGUCAGCAUGGACGUGCUGAAGCAACUAGCAGUUGCACUGUGCAAUCAGCAGGAUUACAACUGUUUAUAUUGUCUUUCUUGCUUUAAUGUUGUCAUUGUUGUUAAGGUGAGUUCAGGCAUGAAAACCUCCGUCCCUCACCCCCCCAACCCCCCCAUUUAACAGCCGAUAUUCUGUUUGUCGUCGUGUCAUCUGAUUGGAUUUAUAUUGCACGUUUCCAAGAUGCCCAACGCGCUUUACAGUAAAAGCUAUUAUUAUUAUUAAUCCACUCGCUAAUAUAUCUGGAGGCAGGUUGGGAAUCGAACCUACCGGACCUCCUGAGCCACUUCCUUUUCAAUCAUUCUUUCCUAAUCCUUUCAUCAUCUUCUGCUUAGUUUUAGAGCAUUUAAAAAGUAGAAUCGUAGCGUUGCAAGUAGAUUCAACGUAAACGUAUAUUUUUAACCCCCCUCCCCUUUUUUUUAAAUUUCUGUUAGAUGUUUAGAACCCGGGAGAGGUGAUUGGCUGAACCUGGUGAUUUUUUUACUCUUAAAAGCCCCGCCCCCCCGACCCCAACCCCCAAUUAGUAAUCUAUUAGUAAUCAAUGUACUUUUUAAAAUUUGUUUUUGCUCAUUCUUAUAUAACUCCUACAUUCAGAGCCCCCCCCCCCACAAGAGGUUUUAGAUGCCCCCCCAGCAUACCCCCAGUAAUUUUACUAAAUUGUGUGUUUUUUAAAGAUGUUCACAAAGAUCACAUGCAUACCAGACCAUACAGUAAAGCCACUGUAGUUUUUGAUAUAAACCCUCCACAUGCACAGGGGGACACCCGACCCCCGGCGGGUACAUUAUGACUUGUGUCCUCUGUUGCCAUAGAAAUAUCAUCCUCCUGACUCCGCUACGAGCUGAUAGUGCUGUAUCACCACUUGAUGCCUAAAAACCGAUACUGCCCCCCCAUCCACCCACCACUUCCCUUUUGUGACCAGUACUGGUUAACAUCUCAUGAGUUCCCGUAUAAACCCUGAUUUAGUCAUUUUUUUUGCUCCAGUAAAGUGAUAAGCUAACUCUUGCCCUGUGAUUGGCUGACCUCACAGAAAGCUCACAAAGUGCCAAUGAUAAGAACAUGAAAAAGGAAAGGUAGAAACACCUGAUAAAAUUGCACUACAACGCACUGCGCAAAGUUUUUAUACAUGGGAUGUUUUUCUAUACAUGCGACUUUUUUACUUUUUCUUUUCCAAUCGGUGUUUGGUGGUGGUGUUGCCAUAGCCUGAUGAGAUAUGCGAGACGUCAUCAUCAUCAUCAUCAUCAUCGUCAGCUUGUCUUUUGUCGUGCUGGUCUGUCCGUGCGCCGCAGGCUAGUCCAGUGCGCUACGUAAACAAAGCGCCCGCUUGUCUCCACGAGUAUCGCCUCAGCUUUAUCGUCGCAACGAUUCACAUGAACAGUCCCACCUUUCCGUAACCUCGGCGCUACCCGCUCCGUCUGCUGACGCCGUGUUGUUGGUGCUGAUACCACGUGUGAAGGCGAACGCGCUAGCAGCCCAACGGGUGACUUCCUAGCGAGCACUUUGUCGAUUUCCCACCAGCAUGCGUGUCGACGCUCCAAUGGAUUCCAACUUCGGUGUUGCACGAAUCCGGCUAGCGACUAUCCAGGCCGCCUCGUUGUGUGCCGCGACUGCAUCAAACUUGCUUGUUGUGAACUGUGAUGACUUACCAGAAGGAGGAUGGGGAUUAGUGGGGAAGUGGUCAGUGUAUGUUAGGCCUAUGUGGACACAUUAAGAUGGACUUUCAGGACUUUUUACGUUUGUACAUAUGCAGCAUUACGAGAACCAUGAUGCUUUUUCAUAUAUUGUUGUUUUUGUUUUCUUGUUGUUUCGCUCUUCUAUGAAAAGGAACCUUUUUUUUUACAGCACAUAGGCUCCAUUUGUGUUAAGUUGUAGUGCGCAUACGUUCGGAUUGGAUGUAUAUUGUAGCUUUGAGGCGAAGGCGGAGGUUGGGGGGACCUGAUGAAUGUAAAAGUUACAAAAAUAAAUGGUAUUUCUUUUAUUUACUGACUAGUUUGUACGACAUCCAAAUCUUUCAACAUCGCCCUGACGUCUGCUCGGUCGUACGCAACGGCACAGCUAACGUUAGCAUGUUGGCGGUCGGACGCUUUGCAACUGAACAAGCACUAAACUUGAACUUGCUCACGAUGUUUGUUUGGUUUUUUUUGUGGCGUCGAGUCGUUGUUGGGCAGGAUUACCUUCCUUCGGGUCCUGGUCUUCCUGCCUUGCACAUUCCAACACGUAGAAGCUUUUAGUGUCUUCCUCUUCACCUCUCCUCGUCUUCUUCAUCACCGUGUCUCCAGCUUUACCGUGGUCCCUCCGACAGCCUUCACCCAGCACGUUAAGCUAACAUUUACCCUUCAAAUGUGCAUCGAGAAAAGCCUCCAUACUGUAUACUAUUUUUUUUCCAAAUAUGUCAAAAUCGUGCUGCUUUUUUUUUUUUACUGUCAGUUUUCAUGUUGUGUGUUCAGCAGCAGGAGCAACAAAGCUUUCCAAAUCAAAUAACGCAUCGCGAUGGCAGCUCCACCGGCUUCUGCUUCUGGACCCUUUUUGUCUCUCAUGUGAUAAACGUUUCCUUUUCUGCAGUUUUUGUGGAUCCGUACAAUGGCGGCUACGGAAAUUGACAAGCCUUUUAUUUUUUUUUUAGUGUACGCUUUCUAAUUCCUCAUCUAAUCUGAUUGGUUGUCUGGUUGAGUUUGAGCUUGUUUUGCAUGUGUAGCAUCGCUUUUUUUGUUCCAUUUUUGGUCAGGCGAUAGAAAACCGAAGGGUUUGAUGUGCCCCCCCCCCAUUCAGUAACGGGUCAUCCAAAGGUGAUGCUGUUUGUUUACUUUCAACUGGAGAGGAACAUGCAGCCUUUUGUCAUCACGCUUAAAGCAUUUCAAGGCCAACUUGUCAUCCCUGAGGUCGGCACUAGAGGGAGAGAUUUCCCCCGGCGGUGGGGGCGUGGCCUGUGGUGGUCCUCAGCAGUCCCAUGCUGACGGAGGAAGCACUUUCUGACGAGUAUUUGUGUGAAUGUGGAGCCUAUGUGGUGUGCUUCAGAAGAUGGAUGACCAUGUUUGAUGCUGAUCUAUGUGAUGUCAUGUGACCGAAAGAAAAUAAAACUAAAUGGAACAAA